Eucalyptus grandis is the source of this 417-nucleotide messenger RNA. RefSeq names its product protein TsetseEP-like. The transcript has 3 exons. The record is from RefSeq and is a predicted model, not a curated record. The coding region runs from base 1 to 417 and encodes 138 amino acids. NCBI's taxonomy places the organism in Eukaryota, Viridiplantae, Streptophyta, Magnoliopsida, Myrtales, Myrtaceae.
AUGGCAAGCCAUUACUUUGUGAUCAUCCUCGUGGCGAGCAUUUUCUACUCCAUCGGUGAUAUAGGAGUCUCCGAUUGUCACCUUGGGGAUGGGGAACCUAUGGAUGUAGACAAUGAUCCUAUGGACGUAGACGGAUAUAUAGAGGCGAAGGCAAGUCCAGAUCCGAUUCCAGCUCCCAUCAACUAUGAGGAGCCUUUGUCUAGUAGCAAAGUCCUGCCAGAGGUGGGUUUGGAUACGAUUCCAGCUCCCAUCAACUACAAGGAGCCUCCGCCUAGCAGCAAAGUCCUACCGGAGGCAAGUCCGGAUCCGAUUCCAGUUCCCGUCCACAACGAGGAGCCUAAGCCUCCACCUAGUGGAAGCGGGUCCAAAUCCGAUUCCGGCUCUCGUCAACAACAAGGAGUCCAAGCCUCUGAAUAG